GAAGAAAUCACGGAAGCACAUGGUUCCCAAAACCAGAGUGGAUAUAUUAAGAUCUAGCUAAACUCUUCUGGAUAUUUACACUUGUUAUUUUCCAUUAUCUCCAGAUAUCAACACUGACGUUGAGCCGUGUAGUUUGUAAUCAUUGCCACGUCUUUGUUGGUCAACGUGAAGCAAACACGUUUAUUUCAUUUCCAUCAUGGUCCGAACAAAAAGGACUAUAAAGAUACCAAAGCCAAAAAAGACCGAUCGCCAUGAUGAAGACGACCCUGAAGCCUACAAGAACAUGCCUGUCCCUGACAAGAAAUCGUCACAGUACACAAAGGACAAAAUUGACGAGUUUCACGAUGAUAAGAUUGCAAAACUUCUCGCCAGCGGUGUUCAAAUGGAGAGCGACCAGGAGGAACUGGAUGAUGAGGAGGAAGUGAUGGCCCUGGACGAUUCAGAGGAUGAUGACGAAGAUGAGGAGGAAGAAGAAGAAGAGGAUGAGGGGACAGACAUGGAGAGUGAUCUAGAGGGCAAAAAAGAAGAAGGUAAACAUAAAAAACACAAGUUUACGUCCAGGAUUUGUUUUAAUGUCAUUCUAUCUUAUUUAACCGUAACUGUGUUGCCUUCCUCAGAUCUUCCUAAUGAAAUGGCCUGGGGCACCAAGAAGAAGAUGUUCUACGACUCCGACUACGUCACCACCAAGGGAAAAUCUCAGGACGAGUUGGAAGUUGAGGAACAAGAGGAAGAAGAAGAGGCUAAAAAUAUCCAAAAACGUUUAGCUGCAAAUCUGAGCGAGGAGGAUUAUGACUUAAACUUUUUUCAGGAAUUUGCUGUGGAGGAGAAGGAUGAAAACAAGACUGUGGAAAAGGAAGAGAGGAUUGUGAAAGACCUGAAGCAGAUGUCCAAGAAGGAAAAAAUGAAACUUUUAAAGAAAGAGUCACCAGAGCUGCUUGAACUUAUUCAGGACUUCAAGGCAAAGCUUAGUGAACUGAAGGAUGAGCUGCAGCCUCUCAUGCAGAUGGUCAAGAAUGGAAAGAUCCCACCAGGAAAGGGUGCUGACUACCUGAAGACUAAACAGCAACUGUAUCUGAAUUACUGCACAAACAUCAGCUUCUACUUGGUGCUGAAGGCGAAGCGAAUCCCUGCUCAUAACCAUCCAGUGAUUGAAAGACUGCUCACCUACAGAAAUCUCAUCAAUGAGCUCGGUUCGGUAGAUGCCCGGCUUGCACCUCAGUUUCGCAAGCUGCUAGCUGGUGAGGAGAAAGAAAAGACCAGCGGCAGACCAGCGGAGGGAAAGAAGACCAGAGUCGCCAGCAAGAAGGAAAAGGACUCGGGAGAAGCUAUGCCGGAGGAUGAGGAGGACUCUGACUCUGACCUGGACGAGGAGGCGGCUCUGCGUUUCUACAGAGACGUGGAGGAGCGGUCGAAAUUGAAGAGAAAGGGCAAUGACCCAGAAGUUGAAGUUGAAGAGACGGAGGAGAGAGAAGAUCAGGAGGAGGAUCCAGAUGCUAAGAGAGGAAUCACUUACCAGAUGGCCAAGAACAAGGGGCUCACACCUAAGAGGAAGAAAAUUGACAGUAAUCCCAGAGUCAAGCACAGAGAGAAGUUCAGACGAGCCAAAAUCCGCCGAAAGGGCCAGGUGCGAGAUGUUCGUCGGGAGGAGACGAGAUACAGUGGAGAGAUGUCUGGUAUUCGUGCUGGUGUCAAGAAGAGCGUCAAACUUAAGUAACCAUGCAAGAAUAGAAAAUAUGCUGCCGAGUGGAAUCACGGGAUUGAAAAACUACCAAUGGACUGUACUCGUAAUCUUUCUUAUAGGUGUGUAGUAAAGCAUGUCACUGAAUUAUUCAGCGCUCAGUAAUUUGUUGUUGAAAAGUCAUCAACUUAGUUUUCUAUUCUAGAUCAAUGCACAACGUAAAUAAACAUUUAAUAAACUUUCAAACUUGUAUAUUGUACCUGUUCAGAGACACCAUUAUUAAAAGGAC
Anoplopoma fimbria (sablefish) is the source of this 1967-nucleotide messenger RNA. It is a transcript of the gene utp3, whose product is annotated as UTP3 small subunit processome component. The record is from RefSeq and is a predicted model, not a curated record. The coding region runs from base 197 to 1714 and encodes 505 amino acids. NCBI's taxonomy places the organism in Eukaryota, Metazoa, Chordata, Actinopteri, Perciformes, Anoplopomatidae. The transcript is spliced from 15 exons. Gene Ontology annotation, cellular component: small-subunit processome; nucleolus. Gene Ontology annotation, biological process: maturation of SSU-rRNA from tricistronic rRNA transcript (SSU-rRNA, 5.8S rRNA, LSU-rRNA).